Messenger RNA from Auanema sp. JU1783, 279 nucleotides. The record is from the annotation of a GenBank genome assembly. NCBI's taxonomy places the organism in Eukaryota, Metazoa, Nematoda, Chromadorea, Rhabditida, Rhabditidae.
AUGGCAAUACUGAAGCUUCCGAGAAAACGUUUCCAAAUUGUUUUCUACGUUUCUCUUAUCGCUUUGUUUAUUUCCCUUUUCAUAUUACUGGAUUUUCUUACGCAUUACCGAAAAAUGAAAGAUGUCUGGAGAGUCUUGGCUUCCUCAGAUGACUUUGCUAGCUAUGAAGAUUUAUUCGAUGAUGACGUCAUGGAGGACAUAGAUGAUAGUGAACUUCAACGCCUCGGUUUGUCUUCACAAGAAAUAAGAGCGAUGAGAUCUGAACUUCGAACACAUUAA